This is a messenger RNA of Emiliania huxleyi CCMP1516, 877 nucleotides long. RefSeq lists its product as hypothetical. The record is from RefSeq and is a predicted model, not a curated record. Lineage: Eukaryota; Haptophyta; Isochrysidales; Noelaerhabdaceae. The transcript has 3 exons. The coding region runs from base 1 to 717 and encodes 238 amino acids.
AUGCAAUCUCGCCCCCUGGCUGCAUUGCUGCGGCGAUCGCACGCGCGCAGUGGCAGCGUGGCUGGGAGGGAGUCGCGCUGGAUGUCGACGUCGAGCUUCUACGAUUCGCAGUCUGGUCGGCACAUCACUCUGGACGAGUGGGUGCGCCUGUACGACCUCACGGCGCCCGCCACCGAGCUUGCUAGCGUUGACAGCGCGGACGACCUUCCUGCUAGUGGCGGCGUUCUGCUCACGCUAGCUGCUCGGGGCACCGAGGUAGAGGGCCGGGCGGAGGCAGUGGUGAUCGCGCAGGCGGCCAAGGCCAGAGACAUGCCGGUUCGGGCGCUGAUCAGCAACGCCUUUGGCUGCGAGGAGCACGGCUCGACGGACCCAAAUGUCCUGCAGCUCGUUGCGGCCGAGCUGGCGGACGUAGGUGUCGACGUCAUCACCCUCGGCGACCAAGAGGGGUUCGGCAACGAGGAUGCGCUCGAGGAGGCGGUGGAGGCGAUCUGCUGGAACGACGUCGUCGGCGUGCCUCUCAGCCACCGGCUCGGCCUCCGUGCCGCACCCACCGAGGAGGGGAUCCUCCUGUGCGGCACUGCGGCGGGCCCCCAGUUCGCGAUCAAGCACAUCGACGUGUGCUCGCGUGGCGAGCAGGCGCCGCAGGCGGGCGAGGUGGCGGCGCUGCUCAAGGAGAACGGGAUCGAGCACGGCGUGGACGGCGGCAAACUGCCGUGAGGGUUGGCGCGUGUGGCUUUCGAAAGGGCGGGGUAGCUGAGGGCGGGGUAGCUGGGAGAAACAGAAAGAGAAUAGUGAAAGAGGGGGAGGCGAGGCGUGUGGUCUCUCUCUAUGUGUGUAUUCCCCCUAAUCUCCCCUAAAAAGUUAAUAAUAAAUAAAA